This is a messenger RNA of Chelmon rostratus (copperband butterflyfish), 3152 nucleotides long. It is a transcript of the gene nradd, whose product is annotated as neurotrophin receptor associated death domain. Gene Ontology annotation, cellular component: plasma membrane; cell surface. Gene Ontology annotation, molecular function: death receptor activity; nerve growth factor binding; coreceptor activity. NCBI's taxonomy places the organism in Eukaryota, Metazoa, Chordata, Actinopteri, Chaetodontiformes, Chaetodontidae. Bases 393 to 1607 code for a protein of 404 amino acids. The transcript has 6 exons. The record is from RefSeq and is a predicted model, not a curated record. Gene Ontology annotation, biological process: Rho protein signal transduction.
GGAGAGGUAGCAACCCGUGCGCCCCUGCAGCUGAAACAGAAGAAACUUUGUGUAAACUUGCACAGUAUCAGCAGGGAAUGCACUGAGAGAAGGAAAUGCGUCUGCCGCGCUGCUCCUGGGAGAAACUACGGAUUACACAGCCCUCGUUGUAAAGCCGCUUUCUCAUGCGUAAAAAAAAAACAUCUGAUUACUGGACUAUAAUAUAACAAAUUUCGCCGUGUGUGGAACCAGCGCGUUUCAGGAGACGUUUUUUUUCCAAGUGUCACAUUUAGGUUUAGAAAAGUGAAGGUUUGGAUGCGGUUUUUUUAGGCUUGCAGACAGGAGAAAAGGUUCUGUCAGAGACUUUGAGACGCACUCAUCCGUCCGCUGGAAGGAUUUUGGACACUGAAGACAUGAGACCGCUUGUCAUCUGCGCGCUCCUGCUGUUAAAAGUUACUCUUGGAGAUGCCUGUGCCAGUGGCCAGUUCACUGAAGCAGGGCAGUGUUGCAGUCUGUGUCCUGCUGGCUUUGGAGUGGAGGUAGAGUGUGGGAAAGAGGAUACCAAGUGCACAGCAUGCCCACAGGGAACAUUUUCCCCAUCUGAAAGCAUCGGCCCUUGCCUUCCCUGUGCCAAGUGCCCGUCGAGUGUCCCCACGUUGGCCUCUUGCUCUGCCACUCAAGACACACAAUGCGAGUGCGACGUCGGCUUCUUCUUUCUGAGCAACCACGGCCUGUGUGCUCCUUGCUCCACAUGCAGUCGUGGCGAGGGUGUUAUCCGGGAGUGUGGCCCACAGGGAAACACGCAGUGCCAGAUGUGUGGCCCGGGAACAUUUUCCGAGGAGCUGAGGAGCACCAAACCCUGCCAGACCUGCACCCAGUGCUCUGACAGUGAGGUGGAGAUCCGUGCCUGCAUGCCCAACUCUGACACGCUCUGCAUGGAUAAGAAGCUGCACAUUUUAUCUCGUCCUGCUCUGGAUGGGCCUGACGGGACCCGUGAUGCUCCUCGCUGGCCAGGUGUUGAGGAGGUGACGGAGGAAGGGGAGGCCAGUCCUGCCCCUGGAACGCCCAAGUUUACCCCGCAGGAUGAGGGUGGCAGCAACAACAUUCUGGCCUAUGUGUCUGUUCUGGCCGCCGUGGUGCUGGGUCUGCUUCUUUAUGUGGCUUAUAAAUGCUGGAGAUCAUGUAAACAGAAGAGGGCUCUCUCUAAGGCUCGUGCAGCUGAGUUGGGAGCAUCUCCAGAGGGAGAGAAGCUCCAGAGUGACAGUGGCGUUUUUCUGGACUCUCACAGCCUGCAGGACAACCAGCCCAGCAAAGGUACUAAGAGGGACAGCAAGCAGGACAAUCGUUUGUACAUCAACCUCCCCCCCCACAGACAGGAAGAGGUGGAGCGCCUCCUGCAGGAGGGAGGGGGCCGGGGGUGGAGGCAGCUGGGCGCAGCGCUGGGCUAUGAGCCCGAACAGCUGGACCUGUUUGGGCGCGGAGAGGCCCCCGCUCACACACUCCUCUCUAACUGGGCCCAGAAAGAAGGCUCCACUCUGGGACUGCUGUGUUCUGCACUGGCUCGCAUCGAAAGGGCUGAUGUGGUAACAGCCCUCAACUGCCCCACACAGGGUGUUUCUGUGGUCUGACAGCUCCUCAAAAGCACGUAUGACAUUAAACAACUCAAGUGAGGAACUUUGAUUCAAACGACAAGGGAGGCACUCUGUUAUCAACACCUCUGUCGCUGUUGGAGGCUGCCACUGAUGGUUCUGAUCGCUUUGUUGGACACUUAAAAUUCAGUUUUUAGAAAGAACAAAAAUUAUUCUUGUAACACUUUUACUCUAGCCCAGUUCAUGUCAGCAUUUGAUCCCAUGAUGAUGAUGAUGACGAUGGAUCCAACCGUGUGAAUCUCCUGCGAUGUGCGAUGUUAUCUCCACGGAGCAAAUCAGCAGUUACCAGAGGAGACAAACAGACUGAAUAUGUCGCGACCUCAUGCUGCCACUACUGAGGGAACAACUCUUUUCAAUUUUGGUCAAGCCUUGCUCAAUGGACGCUGCAUAAACCUGUUCAGAUUGAAGUACAUUUACGAUGUCAUUUGCAUGCACACAGAUCCUGGUUACUAUGAGUAUUUGGUCAGUGGCAGGAAACAGAAUAAUGUGUUUACACGUCUCGCACAUGUGUGAUUAUUCUAAAACCACUGUUUACAUGUUAUUUAGACAGUAAUCGGAUUUAUCCCCCGCCUGCUCUGAAAAAAAACAUCACCCUUCCAUGUGCCAUUGUAAACAGACAUGGAUGACUUUGAUCAUCAAGUUUCUAGUCUGGCUAGCCUUGUUUUAUGAUUCACAACUUCAGCAACCGCUUUGGUACUGCAGCUGAUGUUUACCAAAAGGAGAUGGUUUCUUCCAACAACGCUGCUCUCCAGCGUGAUGCGAGUUCCUCUAUUUACGUGCACAUGUGCACAACUAAGAAGAGAAGGAAAGUCCAUCCAGUAGAAAUCCAGUGAUGCCGAUGAUGUUCCCAAUUGAUAUUUUCUUUAUAAGAACACUUUAUCUAAUGUGUAGGUGGAACUACUCACUAGAUAGCUUUUGUAAUGUUUUGCCAUGUUCUGUUGUUUUCUUCUUCUUCUUCGUCUGCUGCAGUCACUAGCCUUGGUAUUUAUUUCCACUGAGGAUAUAUUACGCACCAGUGAUGUGUCAAAUCAGAAGACAUGAAAAUGAAGCAUUCUGUGAGAUAUAAGAACACCUUUCUUAGCUCUUCCUAAUAAUCAUCAAUGAUUGUAAAUAUCUUAAAUAUUGCUUUGUUUCGACAAGUCGUGGCUUUAAAUGAGAUCGUGAAGAAUGAAGAAAAUUAAUGGGAGUGAAUCUAUUCUCCCCACAUUCAUAAUACACAGCUCCAUUUUUGUCACCUUGUUUUUUCUCAUAUUAGACACAGAAAAAAAUCUAAAGACACUGUUAACAUCAAUACUCGUGUCCAAGUUGCCAUCUUGCUUUUGUAUUUAUUUCAUUACCAUUUCACGCCGAACUAAAUAAAAUCUAUGAGAACCGUGGACAUCUGCGGUGUGCUAGUUACACAUAUAUGAUGGCCUCAGAUGGUUUGAUAUUUUUUUAAUACCAGCCAGGUAUGGUUUUAUGUAUAUAUUUCCUAAUGGUAUGCAUCAAUGUGUUUUUGUAAGAGUUUUAUUCAUUUAAUAAAUA